CCAGGGCCAUCACCAGCUGCAGUUGAUAAAGACAAUCGUAGCUCGGCAGUUGCAAAGUACAAGCUGAACUCAAGAUGCGUGCAUUCCGCUGCGCUUUCAUUGCAAUUGUGUGUGCCGUAGUCCAGGGCGAAGACCAGGAAUCGGCCGACGCGAACACUCGUCAUCUACCGGUCGGACACAACUAUUCCCCUGGCAAGUCACUGCUGGACAUCUUCGCUACCAUUAACCUGGGUUCGAAUCCGACUUACGGAGGAUCAGGAAUAUCAACCAGCUGCAGAUAUUGGUGUGAAACGCCAGAAGGAGCCUUCUAUUGCUGUGGGCAGCCAACUUCACCAAGACCGAGACCAGUUUACGCGACUUUAGCACCACCGCGCGCAGGAUGCUGCCCGGCAGUGCGUCCCGUUUGCACCAAAGCGUUUGUCAGUCCUCCUGUCCCGUGUGCUUACGACUCCGAGUGUUUCAACAGCUUAGACAAAUGCUGCUUCGACCGCUGCCUUCAGCGACAUGUAUGCAAGCCGGCGGAGCCCUGCUAUGUCUUCAACUACUGGAGUCUAGGAUAAAGGGUUGAAAUAUCCUCUCACUUCUGCACUGACUUCAUGGUAUUAUUUGCUGUAUGGAAUGCCUCCUCAUACAACGUGCUAGAGAUGGGACUUUCAGUUCAGCCUCUUCCAAGCGAAGUUCCCUCCGAGUUAUUAGAUAAGCGAUCCUGUACCUAUUAUCCGACGCUGGACUUAGAAUAUUGAUGCAUUUGCGCUAAUUUAAUAUUAAACGGUAUCAACAUGGUAAUAACCAAAUGGCUGAAAUUGUAGUGAUUUUAGCACGUGAUCAUGCUCUCUCAGUCUCUCUCUCUCUCUCUCAUUCCUAAAUAAAUAUACAGCAUUUUUGCGAGCCAUCUAAGAAUCUCUCCCUUCCUCACCGAGAAGGAUUGUAAAUCCCUGUUAAAUUAAGCUUCCAGAAAGAAUUGCUUUAAAGAAAUAUCAUAUUAAUGAAUUAUUUAAAAGAAAGUCGUGCAGGUCAUAUAAAUUUCAUAAAGACGCAUUCAAUAAAUAUUUAAAUAGA
Macrobrachium nipponense is the source of this 1059-nucleotide messenger RNA. RefSeq lists its product as uncharacterized. Gene Ontology annotation, cellular component: extracellular region. The record is from RefSeq and is a predicted model, not a curated record. Gene Ontology annotation, molecular function: peptidase inhibitor activity. The transcript has 4 exons. Lineage: Eukaryota; Metazoa; Arthropoda; Malacostraca; Decapoda; Palaemonidae. The coding region runs from base 75 to 560 and encodes 161 amino acids.